AAAAAUAUAUAUGAAUUAUAUGGAUAUUUAUUUCUUGAUAUAGAAAAUACAGUUAUGAAGGGCCAAAUUCCCAGGUGACCCAUCUCACAUCACUUCCCCAGUUUGACUCAUCGUACAAUGUAGAGGACAGAAGUAGGCCCAUUUCAUAAAUAAAAAAUUAGCAUAAUACGAAAUUAUGAGCAAAAAUAAUACUUAAUCUGAAAACAAACGUGAUGAAAAAUGAUAACAAUAACUCACAGUGUUAGCUUGAGCGUUGAGACAGCGACACAUCACACUGAUGGAGCUACGCCACCACCGCUACCGCUCAGCCUCAAACUCAAUGCUGGUUCCCUACGCCCACCGGCAGCUGGCGGUGGUUCCGGCCAGUGCCUCAGGGUCCCGCCUGAGGGUCCCCCGCGGAUGGGAUGUGGAGGAGGUGCCACGCCCCGACGGCUCCCGCUCUGACAGGUACUACUAUGAGCCCGGCUCUGGAAGAAGAUUCAGGUCCACUAAAGAAGUUGAUAGAUAUCUCAACGGAGAACCUAACUACUCCUUUGGAUCCAAGACUGCGAUGAUCCUGCCUUUUAAGAGGAGUCGUGGAUGUCGAUAUCGGAGGAUGAUGGUUUCUGGUGGAAAGUUGCUGAGAGUGGAUAAUGAAGGAAGCAAGAAUCAUUUGGCUGUAGUACGGGAAGCCCCCGAUAUUCUUCCAGAUGGUUGGAUUGUGGAGGAGGUACCUCGUAAGUAUAUGAACAACACUGACAAGUAUUACUAUGAACCUGAGACUGGAGUGAAGUUUCGGUCCCUGGUUGCCAUUGAGAGGUAUUUGGCAGAUUUCGAUGAAGAUGCCCCAUUAUCCAAGACAUUAGAAGAGAUUAUGGAAAAUAAACCUCUUGCAAAGGCUUUUAAACUGGAAAAUCACAAGAGCUCCUCUAGAAGGAAGAAAGACACUUCUCGAGAAAAAUCACAAGCCUCAUCUUUUAUCGAGCCACCAAUAAAAGUGACUUGGGUUCUUGCCAGUGCACAAGGGGAUUCGUGGAACCCUUUCAUCUCUGAGGCAUUGGUCCCGGACGCUGUUAAGCAACAAUGGACAAACAGAUUCAUGCUUUUCAUGAAGGAUGGAACCAGCAAUUUUCAGAACUUCCAAGCAUAGCGAGUUAAAGAUUAGCUGAACAGAGCCCGCCGUCGAGGAUUAACAGAUGCUAGGACACUGGUUCAUCAGUUUGUGUGCAAUGUAACUGCUGCUGUUGUUGUUGUACAUCUUUAUUUGUUGUCUUGUGCUGAUUUGCUGUUCUGCCCAUGUAUAUAUUCUUCUCUCUACUGCCACUUUAGUUGUUGUAAGAAUGAGCAUCUCCAAAACUUUAGAUAGUUUGGAGCAAUAUAUGAUCAACUAUUUUCUAUUUUCAA
Salvia miltiorrhiza (redroot sage) is the source of this 1383-nucleotide messenger RNA. RefSeq names its product methyl-CpG-binding domain-containing protein 7. Bases 278 to 1129 code for a protein of 283 amino acids. The record is from RefSeq and is a predicted model, not a curated record. Gene Ontology annotation, molecular function: DNA binding. The transcript is spliced from 7 exons. NCBI's taxonomy places the organism in Eukaryota, Viridiplantae, Streptophyta, Magnoliopsida, Lamiales, Lamiaceae.